Xenopus tropicalis (tropical clawed frog) is the source of this 1088-nucleotide messenger RNA. RefSeq names its product trafficking protein particle complex subunit 2L (gene trappc2l). The record is from RefSeq and is marked provisional. Gene Ontology annotation, cellular component: Golgi apparatus; cytoplasm; endoplasmic reticulum. Gene Ontology annotation, biological process: endoplasmic reticulum to Golgi vesicle-mediated transport. Lineage: Eukaryota; Metazoa; Chordata; Amphibia; Anura; Pipidae.
AAGAUGGCGGUGUGUGUAGCUGUAAUAGCAAAAGAGAAUUACCCACUUUACAUCCGCAGUACGCCUACAGAAAACCAGUUAAAGUUUCAUUAUACUGUGCACACUUCCCUGGAUGUUGUGGACGAGAAGAUUUCUGCCAUGGGGAAAGCAGUGAUGGACCAGAGGGAACUCUAUCUGGGAUUGCUCUAUCCCACAGAGGACUACAAAGUAUAUGGCUAUGUCACAAACUCCAAAGUGAAAUUUGUUAUGGUGGUUGACUCUUCAAAUACUUCUCUUCGAGAUAAUGAGAUCCGCAGUAUGUUCCGCAAAUUACAUAAUUCUUACACAGAUGUGAUGUGCAAUCCUUUCUACAACCCUGGAGAUCCCAUUCAGUCAAGGGCCUUUGAUAACACAGUCACAUCAAUGAUGGUGCCAGCAUGCUGAGAAAGGACCUUAACAGUCAAUGUAUAUUUAUGUCUGUGUGAAAUUUGGAGAGACGACGGGACCAUCCUGUUUUUUUUUGUGUUUUUUUUUAAACUGGACACUGAAGUUUUUUUGCAGACUGAGUUCAGCUAUGUUUUGUUUGCUCGGAAACUCAACAAAUAUUCUCACUGUCAUCCUCUCAGCUACUGUUUACUGUGUAAUUAUGUUUUUUUUUUUGGUGGCAAGGGAUCGUAAACACAGUUCUGAAAGCAUAUGUUACAAGAUGUAAUGUACACAAAUAGCUUGUGGCUUAUCGUGAAUAAGUUAUGCAACAUCCUUACAGACAGAGGAAACUACCUUUCAGUUGAUUCAAGUUGUAGGAGUAGGAAGUAGUAUAAUAUAAGUUAAUACCUUCCUUCUCUGUAUAUUCCUGGGCUGGUGCGCAUUCAUUUUGUGUACCUAGCUCCCUGGGGCAUCAGUGUGUGAAUGCGCUAACCUAAAGGUGCCAGAGAGUGACAUUGGGCUUCUAUGUGUGAAAAGUGGCACAGCAACCCAGUGCCCUAGGACUAAUAAAUACAGCCAGUCUUUAGACAGGGCCUUUAACCUUUAAAAAAAAGAACACUAUUUACCAGGAGGUUGCAUCCAUCACAUCUCCCCUUAAAGACAAUAAAAUGAUUUCAUAUAUA